AUGUUGGGAUUUGCCACCUCUUUACAGCGUCAGUUUCACAAUGUUGUGGAGCAGUUAAUAAUUCGAAACAUCUUUUCCGGAAAACAGCCUCCACACCCAACAUUGCCUCAUUGCCCGUCUGAAGGGAACUACAUUGCGUAUGAACACAUAUGGUUACCCAUUGGUUCAGAGGAACCCAAAAAAGAUGAAUCUUUUAUUUUGACUACAAGCGUCCGAGGGCAUCUGUUGAAUGUUGCCCGAGCUGUUUUUGCAGAUAGGCCUGUGUUACUUGAGGGACCAACGUCAUCUGGUAAAAGUUCGAUGGUAAAAUAUCUUGCUGAACUUACUGGUCAUAAAUGUGUGAGAAUAAAUAAUCAUGAGAGUACAGAAAUUCAGGAGUAUGUGGGCCACUAUGUUUCAGAUGAGCGUGGAAAACUUCGCUUUGUGGACGGUAUCCUUGUAGAUGCGGUGCGAAAUGGUUACUGGGUUGUCCUUGAUGAGUUAAAUCUUGCACCCACAGAUGUUCUUGAGGCACUGAAUCGCUUGCUAGACGACAAUCGUGAGUUAUUUGUGGCGGACACUCAAGAGACAGUAAAACCACACCCUAAUUUGCGCAUCUUUGCCACGCAAAACCCUGCAGGUAUUUAUGGUGGUCGAAAACUUCUUUCCAGGGCGUUCCGCAAUCGAUUUCUAGAAAUGACCGUUGAUGACAUACCAACCUCGGAGUUAUGUACAAUACUGUGCCAACGAUAUCCUCUUUGUACAAGUUUUGCGGAGAAGAUGGUGGAGAUUAUGGUUUCGCUGCAACUGCGUCGUCAGGCCUCGCAGAUAUUUGCUGGUCGUCAUGGGUUUAUAACACCUCGCGACCUCUUUCGUUGGGCGGAGCGUCGGCCGGGAACCUACCAAGAAAUGGCAGAACAUGGCUUUCUUUUACUGGCUGAACGGUGUCGCAAAGCGGAAGAGCGUCAAAUUGUGAAGGAUAUUAUUGAGUCUGUCACGAAGACGGAGCUUAAUGAGGAGGCCAUUUACUCCCCCCAGCAUUGGCCAUAUGUUGCUGCUUGUUACGGGCUGAUGGAGAACGGAGCGAUAGAUGAGUUUGGUAUUGUAUGGACCGAGUCUAUGCGUCGUCUUUUUACGGUGGUUGGAAUUUGUCUGCAUUACAAGGAACCCGUGCUGUUAGUUGGAGAAACUGGUAGCAGUAAGACAACCGUCUGCCAAAUUUGGGCGGCACUGCUAAAUCGUCCUCUAAGCAUUAUAAACUGUCAUCAACACAGUGAAGCUGCAGACUUUUUGGGAAGUCUUCGUCCUGUACCUCCUAAUCAGCGAAGUAAGGCUCUUUUUGAGUGGCGCAACGGUCCACUUGUGGAGUGCAUGCUGCAGGGAAAUAUCUUUCUCCUAGAUGAGAUUUCACUUGCUGAGGAUAGCGUACUGGAGAGGUUAAAUAGUGUAUUAGAGCCAACACGGGUCGUUACGCUGGCUGAAAAGAGUACCGCCGAUGUUAUUUUUGCACAUGAAAAUUUUAGAGUACUUGCAACUAUGAAUCCAGGUGGAGACUUUGGAAAGAAGGAACUCUCGCCAGCUCUGCGUAACCGAUUUACGGAGAUCUAUGUUCGUCCUACAACCGAUGAAGCAGAGGUUACUCUGAUUCUCUCAAAGCGGUUAAUGCCCUCUCUUGAACCGUGGGCGAAAAGAAUGGCAACCCUUUUGUGUGCUGCUGCCAAUGCCAUAACCUCGACUGGGGCUCCUCAGCACAUUAGCAUCCGAGAUAUUAUCGGCUGGGUCUCCUUCAUGAAUGCGGCGCAUACGCACUGCGAUGACCGGGUUGCAUUUAUGCAUGGACUGGAUGCUGUUAUACUUGAUGGUAUGGGCAUUGGUACAGGGCAAAUGGAGCUUGGGUCCCGUCAAUUGCGGGAAUUUUGUCUGGAAAAGGCCAAGGAACUCAGCGAGAUUGAUUCAGGUUGUCUGCAGACACCUUUUUGGGAAUUAUUUGAUGCCUUGGAGGAGCCAAGGUUGCCGCCGGCUAUGGAGAGACAGUUUUUUUUUGGAGCACCUUCCACGCGACAAAAUUUAUCCAAGCUGAUUCGUGCCAGUAUUGUGCGCAAGGCGAUUCUCCUGGAGGGGAGCCCGGGGGUUGGCAAAACCAGCAUCGUGGAAGCCUUGGGAUGCGCCUUCGGCAAGCGUGUCGUACGCAUCAAUUUGAGUGAGCAAACAGAUAUCAUGGAUCUCUUCGGUACCUAUUUACCUUCUCCUUCGUCAGGUGAAACCGAUGAGCCUACGUUUGCGUGGUCCGACGGCGUGCUCUUGCAGGCCCUCAAAGCCGGUUGGUGGGUAAUCCUAGAUGAAUUGAACCUUGCUAGUCAGGCCGUACUGGAAGGUCUCAAUGCCUUACUGGAUCACCGCUCCGCGGUGUUCAUCCCAGAGUUGGGUGAGGAGUUUCAUUCGGCCGAUGACUUUCGUAUCUUUGCGUGUCAAAAUCCAUUGUUGGAGGGAGGUGGCCGUAAAGGGCUGCCUCGUAGCUUUUUGAAUCGAUUCACCAAAGUGCGCAUUGAGCCCUUUGACGUGGAGGAUUUGUUGUGCAUUGCCUUUGCUGUGUGCCCUGGCAUCGACAGGGGCGUUUUGGAGCAUAUGGUGCACUUUGUGGGGGAACUUCAGCGUGACGUGAUGGUGUACCGUGCAUACGGGAUGCGUGGGAGCCCGUGGGAGUUCAACCUGCGUGACGUGCUUCGAUGGGCAAAGCUUAUGGAAGCCUAUCAGAAGUUGGAUAAGCCUUGCGAGUUCAUCCAAGUCCUAUUUAUUCAGCGCAUGCGCACGGACGUGGACAGAGCCAAGGUUCAUCACUUGGCAAGACGCCACUUUGGCGACGCCGUUGAGGAAGCACAGGCGAGUCUAGAAUCUGAUUUUCUCAUAGCCAACGACGCGGUUUACUUUGGGAGCUCUUUUCUGGCGCACCGAAUGCGGGAGCCUGUGACACCGGACACGGCUGUCCCGCUACUGCUACUUCCCUCCAAGGCUGAAGUCAUCCGUUCCGUCUUGACGUGUGCAGAGCAAAACCAAUUCUGCCUGUUGGUGGGCCCGAGUGGAGCUGGGAAGACGUUUUGUAUUCGAACCGCGGCUGCACUUGUGGGGGCGCGGUUGGUGACGUUCUCAAUGAAUGCCACCUGCGACACGGUGGAUUUGCUUGGCGGCUUUGAUCAGGUGGAGGGCAAACAAGGUCAGUUUGAGUGGCGGGACUCCUUAAUUCUGGAGGCCAUGCUGUAUGGUCAUUGGCUUGUCCUGGACAACGUGAACUACUGCAACGCCAGUGUGCUGGAUCGCCUCAAUCCACUUGUGGAGCCAAACGGGAUGCUCUCGGUGAACGAGCAGGGGCUUGUGGAGGGGCAGGUGCGGACGGUGCAGCCGCAUCCAAACUUUCGUCUCUUUGCCACACUGGAUCCAAAGUAUGGUGAGAUUUCACGCGCCAUGCGAAAUCGUGCAGUAGAGGUGUACAUUGAUCCUAUUUGUAUUCCUUCCUCUGAAAGCAUUGCGAUUGCGGGGGCUGUGUCUCCCUGUAAAAUGGUUCAGGUGCUUGACAGGCUGGGCAACUACCACCGUGAGUUUGUUAUUGGCGGCUUUCAUGCCGAUUCCGCACUGCCAAUUUCUGCCCAACUCUCAGAUGCUUUGGCGGCGGGAGCACCAAACACGUUUACACUUAUUAAAACGGCUGCCAUGUUGCCCAUGACUGCCACUUUGAACGACGUGAAGGCCGCGCUUCUUCACAAGUACAUUCGGAAUCGUUGCGGCCACUGGUUAGUCAACAGGACGAUUGUGCUGGAGGCACUCGAUCGCAUGAUGUCUGAGGAUUUGGAGCACUGUGUGAAGUGCUCCCCGCUUGUCAUGGAUCUGCUAUCCGCCAUGCGUCUAUGCGAGGGCGAAGAGGAGGCAGACAUGGUGUCAGCGUUGGUACGCAUUCGUGUGCACCGAAGUGGGUUAGGGCUAAAGACGUUUGUGUCCCUAUCAGGCACCGCGCUGGUUCAACACUCCCUCCGGGACUUGCUGCUGUUUUUUCUGCUGGAGCAGCCUGCGGAUACCGUUGCCAGCGACGUGUUGUCCUCCGCCCGGUCUCGGUUCCUCUCGUCUAACUUGUCGCCGCUCCUGGCGGAGGAUGAGAUGCGUGACGCCUUGCUGCUACUCUCCCCGCAGUACGGCCACACCUCCUCAGCGAGCCUUGAUUCUCUUUGGUGUCUUGCCCUGCAGAGAUUAGGGCCAUGCGCCGCGUGGUGCAAGGGCGUGAGUGGCCUGCAUGUUCUUGUCUCAGACUCCCCUGUGCUUAACAGCGCCUUUCAAGAGGUUCUCCGCCUGACGCUGGAGGCCACCUCUGGCAUCUUGGUCCCGCGUCUGCAACAGCGUAUAUGCCGCUACCUUUUUCCCCUGCUGCAACAUCUCUCAGCAUCCAAUCCGCCCUUUCAGGUGACGGCAGACAACUUUGUCUCACUGGUGACACACGUGGCGUUGCUUCGUUCCGUUGCAAAGAAGCAAACGGUGUUUGAGGCCGGGGCUUUGCUAGAGGCGAUCGACCAAUUUUUGGCUUCCCUCCGGCGCUACCUUGACUUACCGUAUCCACUUCUCACGAGUAAGUCCGCUGUGCACAGGAGUAUUGUUCGUCCGCACAUUACGAGCAUCGAUGAGCGUUCUGCCUUUGCCGCGUGGAAUGCCGCCGCAAAGGCGGUCAACCUGUCACAAACUGAGAGCUUACUGAAGUCCCUUUGGCAUACCGCCAUCUUCCGUGCGGAAUUCGCGUUGGUGCAGCGCUUUCAACAAAUGCGCUGGGCUCCUUCCACCUCGUCUGCGAAGCUCCUGCAGAGGGACGUUCGUCAGUUCAUUGACUUGUAUUGCACAAAGUUGCACGCGCUGUCCGAGUUGGAGGUCACGCUGUGGCGGGAGGUCCUCAACCUUCGGCUGCAGGAUGGCGGUGAUGCAGAGGCGUGGGUCGCGUUGGUGCCCUUGCUGACCUCCCACUUCAUUGCACGUCACGGGCUUGCGAGCGGGUGUCACAGUCUGCACGGGGCCUGGACAAAAGCGGCGUAUGCCGCGUUGAAGCACGCCGCUGGGGUCUCUGUGAUCUCGAUGGGGGCGCAGCUGAAUGACCACACGGCGGUCGUGACAGAACUACUGAGGUUUUGCAACGCCUUGCCGGUGCUGGGUGCAAACCCAUUUGAGCAGUGGGAGCGCAACUCGCUGGGAGAGCUGAUUGCGUUGUUGGUUCUGUGUGCCCCACAUUUGCUUCCGCGUGGGGCGGAAAUCAACGCACUCCGGACGAAGUCUCCCACGCUGGCAUUGGAGCUGUUGGAUGUGGUGCGUGCGGGGGCGCAGGGGUCCUGCGCGGACCCGCUCUUGCGUGCGGCCUGGCCGCUGCUACAGUUUUUGGCGAACGAUCGAGGGGACUCUCCAGAGGACUCGCUUCGGCGUGUGUCGUUGGCGGCCGCGUUGAAGUGCCGCUUCCUCCUCCCCGCCUCCCCCAUUGACCCCAUGCACAAGUGGCUGGUGAAAAAGGAGGUGGCACAGGCGGAGCUGGGGCGUCUCGCGGGCGUGGAAAAGGCGUUUAAGUGGUCUGAAGAAGUCUCCCUGCGCAGUGGCAGUCAACAGCGGCGCCUGGUGCACGACCUCCUGGCGGCGGAGGAGGCGCUGCUUCUGAAGGCCGCCGGGAAGAGCGUUGCUCGACCCGACCCGUCAGGCGCAAAGUUUGCUCACCUUGUGGGCGCGCUGCACCAGCUGUGCGACACCGCCUUAUCAGACGAGCGUCUUGCCGUGGUGUUGUACGAGAAGCAGCAAGAGGCCUACGCCGCGCGACUGACGUGGAGCGAGUUGCUUUAUCAGCAGUUUACGGAGAUGCUAGACAACUACGGCGGCUACGAAGAUGUCACACUUGUCAUGGCGGAACCCGCCCUCGUGUCAGCGUUGGCGGCGCACCUUAGCUGUCAGUUGCAGCCGUCUUCAGGUGCCAGCAACGCGCUCCUCAGCAUGUCCGAGGCGGCACGCAUGAUGCAUUUCCCGCAGCUCGCCGUGUCGUCCGUGACCCUUCCGUCCUCAGCGACGCACGCACUGGAGCACCGUCUGGCGUAUCUUGACUCCUGCCUGACGCUGGUGCAAGGCAUCCCGGCACGGAUCCUUAAGCGGGAGUUUGUGGAGCACCUGUUCGACGCCUACCGCGAGUUCUACCGCACGGUGGAGGAGCUGGAGGCGAAGGAGCGGCGUGCCGAGGAGAUGGCCGUGCUCUACGCGGAGAAGGCCAUCACCAUUGAGGGAGACGACGAGAAACACCUGCGUGCCUUGAAGAAGCUUUUCCCGAACUACGAGGAGGACUUUAUCCGCAUGCGUGACGCGGUGGAGGACCGCAACGAAGCCGAGGCGGAGGCUGCGGGUGCCCUGCCGCCGUCGGCGUCGUCUUUUUCGGCGGAGCGUGCGGGACGGCACGCGCGUCUCAUGUUGUCCGGCCCGCAAGGGGCGCGUCACGUGCGCCACCUCCUUGAGACCCACCAUCAGUUCUUUGAAAGACUGCUGGCGUUGCAGGACGACUCCGUUUUUGAUGGAGAGAAGGCGCUGCGUGCGUUUGCGCUACGGUUUGACCUUCUUUCGCGCGAGUUGCACCGCUUCGGGUUCAACGGCAUGUCUGAGACCGGCAUGAUGUUGCCCGCGGCGGAGGAGCAGCUGCUGCUUGGGGGCUUCGCGGCACGCGCGGUGCUGCUCACGCGUGAGCUGCUCCCGACGGAGGUGUCGCUGGAGGAAAAGCGUGCCAGUGGGUUUAACAUCUUUACCGAUCCGGCCCCGUCGGAGAUUCGGGCCUUCAGCGCCUCCCUGCGGGCUCUCAUGCAGGCGGUGGAGAAGCUGCAAGCAACGUACCCUGACACCCCCUCGCUGCACCGCUGCUCUCGCAUAGCGCACGGAAUUGCCGCCCUGCCCGCACUCAACACACCCCUCAUGAAGGUCAUGACAGGCUGCGAGGUUCUUUUGCGGGAAUGCUAUGAGUGGGAGCGCAACGCAUCGCGCGACACCUCGAUUCUACCGCACAUGACGAAGUUGUCUUCGUUUGUCCUGCGCUGGAGGCGACUUGAGCUUCACUGCUGGUCACAAGUCUUUACGGCGAAGCGGGAGGAGUGGGAGCUGAAGGCCGGCAUGCAGUGGUUCACUCUAUGUGACCUCGUUCACGGCGGUGACACCGCGACGACCGAGGCCUUGUCCGAGCGUUGUCUGCUGCUCUUCCGCCACUGCAUGGACUUUAUGUGGGGGGCGCACUACGGCGAUUUUCACGUGCGGCUUCGUCUGCUGCGGGGCUUCGCCCUGCACCUCGUGGCAUCCUCCUCCUCCUCCUCGUCACUCUCCGCAUCGGCGUCACCGCUCGCCAACGUUGCGAUGCAUUUGGUGGAUUUCUUCUCCCAGUUUUUGCCGCUGGUGGCGGAACAGCUGCGGGCUGCCUUGUUGCCGCUUGAGGAGGACAUGGAGGCGUUCACGCGCAUCAUGCGCUGGGAGGACGCCACCUACUACGCCGUGCGGGCCACAGCGGAGAAGUCGCACCUCAAAAUGGGACGUGCCUUGGCGGAGCUGGACGAGAUCCUGCGCACACCCGUGCUUGGCGUCAUAGCAGGCGAGGAGCAGCGCUGCGAGGAGGAUGCGGCCAUGGGGUUUGUGCUGCCCUCGCUUCAGAUGAAGGGGAAGGCAAAGCCCAAGGCGCGUCGCGCCAGCAGCGGUGGCGACAACGCGGCCAUGAGCAUCCAUCUGAGGACGGGUCACAAGCGAACUCGUUCCGGCAAGCAAAUCCAUAUAGAGGCUUCUGAGUGGGAGCUGGACGACGCAGUCGUGGCGCACACCUGUGUGGCGCAGGGGGUGCAAUUUCUUACUGACUCCGCCGAGGAAAUUAUUGCGCGUGUGAAGGCCUUGCAGGCGCAAGGGGUGCCGCAGAAUCAAAAGUUGCGGGCACUGAAAAUACUUUUUCAGACUCUGGAGGAAAGCGGUGUGCCUCACACGCAUGAGGAGCAGGUUUCCCCAUGGGAGGAGCUGUUUGCCUCCACAAAUGCGCUAUUGACGUGUCGCAGCGUCUAUGGUCAUCUUGCCGUUGGCCAGCGGGUUGAGGCGGCCGCCGCGGAGCACUACCGCUUUGCCCGCUGGAUGCAGCGUAUGCGGGAGGCGGAGCGGCACCCACACAAGGACCUUAGCGGGGCCCAGGUAAAGCGCGGCACAGGCACCGUGGAGUCCUUAUUUUCGCUUGCGGUGGAGGAAACGGAGUUGAUUGGCACUCUCUAUGAGGUGCUCCAGCAAGUCACCCUUCUGAGGGAUGGCGUGGCAACCUGCGACGAGGUCGCCGUGACUGGCGGAGGUGAGUUGCUGCACGCGUCGCUUGAAGUCUGCGUCCAACUGCAGUGCUUCCUGCACAACACCCGAUGGCUGAUGCAGGAGCGAGUCUUUGAGCUGCAGCCUGCGUCUAGCACCAUUGAGGAGCUAUCCCACGGGACCGAUGAGCUUUGGAAGCUCUGCCUCGCGUCAGAAGCUCAGCGGCGCACCGAUGUCCCUGUACCAGACGCCAUUUUGGAGCAGCAUGCCACAUUGCACACGCAACUGAGUGGUGUUUGCGCCAGGCUGUGCAAGACUGGGAUUGGCUGCGUCGAUGCCUCGGCUUCUGCGUUAUGUGCUGCACUCAGUUUGGCAUCAUCGGCGCGUGCAGGUGAAAUGGAGGCCGCCGCUGUUACUACGAAGCGGGCUCGCACAGAGAACGUUUCCUCGUGGCACGAGAAGGUUGAACGGCUCCUGGAAGAGCUAGAGACGGCGUAUAAGGAGGUCGUCGUUGACAGUUCACUCCCCAGUCCCGUGGACGGCGGUGAGGGCGGCGCCCAUGAUGACAACGUGGGGGCGGCUGCGGUGUACCAUAACUACGCCGCCGCACUGAGGGACCUGAAGUGUCAUUCGCAGCGCAUCACUUUGUCAGUCCACACGUUGCUGCAUGACUCGGUGAAGCAGCGGCGCGUUUCCGCAGAGCUUCGGCAGCAACUGCUGGCACGCCUCGACGCCUGCCUUGAGCGUGUUAAGGCGCUUUUGCAAGGGGCGGCGGUUGCGUUGCGGGCGCAGUCGCACUUGGGCCUUGUUCUCUCCCGGCUCUUCUGCAUUUUGCUGAAGAAAGGCUUCUGCAAGCCGGAGGGCCAGGACGAGGAGGACGACGACGAUGGCGAGGGCGGCGACGGGGAGCAGAGGGACGGCACGGGCAUGGACGACGGCCACGGCGAGAAGGACGUGACGGACCAGAUCGACAACGAGGACCAGCUGAUGAGCAUGAAGGACCGGGAGGAACGGGAGGAGGAGCAGGGGAGGGACGGCGAGAGGAGCGACGAGGACAAGGCCGCAGACGUGGAGACUGAUUUCAAGGGAGAGAAGGAGCAGCGGGAGGCCGCUGAGGAAGACGCGGACGCCGACGACGAGGACGACGCCUCCGAGAAGGAGAUGGGCAGCGUCGACGGCGAGGAGGCGCAGGAGCGCAAACGCAUGAAGAAGGACAGGCACGACGCCGACGACAUGAGCAGCGACGACGGCGGCGCCGCCGAGGACGUGCCGGAGGACGCGCUCGGCAACGAGGCGGCCGGCGACGAGGAUGACGCAGACGGGAACAACGAAGAGACGGGCAACUUUGAGAACCGCGAGGAGGCGCUGCGGGAGGCGGAGCGGGAGCUCAACGAGGGCGAGCACGAGCUGGCGGCGGACGCGGACGGCAUCGCCGACGCCGACGCCGACACCGACGGCCGCAGCAGCGACGACGGCGGCGACGAUGAGCGGAGCCCCAGCGGCAGCGAGCCGAGGGACGCGUCGCGAGACCCGCAAGGCGCGGAGGAGGACGAGGACGAAGCCGCAGCGAACGGGCAGAAGCACGACGGCGACGGCGACGGCGACGGCGGCGAGGAGGACAGUGAGUGGGAGGAGGACGAGGACGAAGCCGCCUCCUGCGCCAGCGAGGGCGACGGGGCGGACGAGAACGUGUUCCACGGCGGGCGGCAGGACGAGCACACCGGCGAGGAGGCGACGGAGCGGAAGGACGACGGGGAGCGGCGCGAGAAGCAGCGGCCCCAAGACGCCGCGGGCGCCGAGCAGGAGCAGCAGCCGGAGGAUGAUCAGCAGCCCGACGACGCCGGACGAAACUGGAGGCGGCAGGAGAGGAACGAUCCCUCGCGGCAGCGGGACAACACGGAGCGCAGCGCCUCGUCGCGCAAUCCGUAUCGCGCCAUUAAGGACGCGUUGCAGCGUCACGAGCAGCAGGCGCAGCAGCUGAACCUUGACCGCAACGUCAACGUGAAGAAGCAGAGGCGGUCAGAGCAGCAGCCGCAGCGGCAGCAGCAUGAGGAGGAGCGAGGGGCCAAUGACGAUGAGGCGAUCGACGAGUUUGAGUUUGACGAGGAGGGCGAGCGGGAAGGCGUGGCAGCCACCGAUGAGGCGCCGGCGCCCGCCACAGACGCUGAGCGUGACCUGCCGGAAAUGCAGGAGGCGGAGUCCGACGGGGCAGACAGCGCGUGUGAGGCGCCAGAGGACACGUCGCGGCGCCGUCGCAAACCGGCCUUUGAGACAACGCUCAACGAGGAGAGCGACGGGGAGGAGGAGGAGGAGGCUGCGGAGGAGGAUGCCGACAAGAGGCGGGGCCGGCGGCGCGUUAAGGUCACGGCGAAAACGUCCACGGAGGAGGAUGCUGAAAGGGACGAGGAGCAGGAGGCGGGGGAGGAUGACGGGUUGGACCAGCAGCAAGACACACUCGCUAUGGGGGAAAAGAUGAGUCGCGGCCGCAAGCUCUGGCAGGAGCAAGUGGCGGCCGUUCAGGGGUUGUCGCACCACCUCUGCGAACAGCUGCGUCUCAUUCUCGCCCCCACGUUGGCGGACAAGCUGCAGGGCGACUACAAGACGGGUAAGCGUCUAAACAUGAAGCGAAUUAUUCCCUAUAUUGCUUCACAGUUUAAGAAGGAUCGCAUCUGGCUGCGGAGGACGAAGCCAAACAAGCGUAAUUAUCAGAUUCUGGUCGCACUUGACGAUUCCUUUAGUAUGCAUUGCAACAAUGCCGGUGUGAUGUCGUGCCGUGCGGUGGCUCUCCUGGCUGAGGCGCUGCGGCAGCUUGAGGUGGGCGAGUUGGGUAUCGCCUGCUUCGGCAAAGAGACCCGCAUUGUGCACGAGUUACAAGAACCCUUCACAGGUGAAAGCGGCCCACGCGCCUUCAGUGAGAUCACCUUUGCCCAAAAAUCAACUAGUCUGAAGCUGCUGCUGGAGACUUCAUUGGACUACCUUGACUCCGCGCGGGAGCGCACCCACGGACAGAUGCGCUCCACCUCACAGCAGCUGCAGCAGAUGAUGUUUAUCAUCAGCGACGGACAAAUCACGGAGGAUCGUCAGGAGCUGCGCAGGCUGCUUCUGCGGGCGGAGGAGAAUCGUCAAAUUGUCGUUUUUGUGCUACUCGACGUCAAGGCGGCCGCGUCUCCCACUGCGGCAACUGCCGUCAGCGGUGGCGGGGCUCCUGCAGGGGCGGGGAGUGCGGCGCAGCCGGGGCCCGAACUCUCAUCGCCCGCUCCGCUUGCCGUGAAGGACCUCGCCCGUCUCACCCCGGCAGAGCGCCUGCGGCGUCUGAAGGCGGAGAGAGAGGCGCGCCUGCGUCGUGUGCAGUCGAACUCCGUCCUGGACAUGCAGCUGGUGGAGUUUGCCGGCGGUAAGGUGGUGCGCCGCGCGUACAUGGAGGAGUUCCCAUUUCCCUACUACCUCAUCGUGCGGGAGCUGGAGACGCUGCCUGGGGCCAUUGCGGACGCCAUGCGCCAGUGGUUUGAGCUGCUUAACGUGCAGCAUUAA
Messenger RNA from Trypanosoma conorhini, 11811 nucleotides. RefSeq names its product MDN1, midasin-like protein. NCBI's taxonomy places the organism in Eukaryota, Euglenozoa, Kinetoplastea, Trypanosomatida, Trypanosomatidae. Bases 1 to 11811 code for a protein of 3936 amino acids. The record is from RefSeq and is a predicted model, not a curated record. Gene Ontology annotation, cellular component: preribosome, large subunit precursor; nucleus. The transcript has a single exon. Gene Ontology annotation, molecular function: ATP hydrolysis activity; ATP binding. Gene Ontology annotation, biological process: rRNA processing; ribosomal large subunit assembly.